AUGAAGGAGACUUCAAGUUUGGAGUCGAGUAGCAGCGAUAUCUUCCCCAAGCCGCGAGCAAGAUCACGUACCGACACUGUGGCUUCGUCCCUCUCCAUUUCUGCUCGUUCUUUGUCGGACAUUUCAAGCGACUUGGCCUCUCGACCCUCCUCCCGGCAGAGCUCCGCGGACGGCGGAAUGCCGCUGCAUGAGCGCCACGAAAAGACCGCCAAGGCCUUUUUAGCGAAAGGGACACGCAUAUUGAAGCGACAGGGCAGCAAGCUCAAUCUUCUUUCAUCUCAGCUCGAAGACAGGUCGAAUGACCUUCCCGACGUCAGGGCUGGCGAGCCCUCUCCGGUUCGGAGUCUCCAACGCCAGCCCACUCUAAGCUCAAGGCGGCCCGGUGUUAAGCGCAGCAUAUCAGGACCUUUUGCUUUUCAACACGUGACCCAUGGUGAUCAAGCCCGCUUCCUGAACCUGGACUCUGUUGGCAAGACUGAUUUGACGUCCGAGUUCAACGCACUCCAGACGGGUCAGGAACCAGACAGCGAGAUCCGCGGGAUCCCCGUUGCGGACUUGCCUGUUAAGCAGGACGAUGCAAAUAUCGAGAUCGGCCUGGACGAGCCAGCAUCGCCGACCACCGAUGCCAUCCCGUUAUUGCCAACCACACCGACGCGGCCACGGCCACCACCGAAGGACGGCUUGAUGUCACCAUCCAGUCCUUCUGAUUUCCGAAUGUCUCGGUCAAUGGAGAACUUUUCCCGUCCCACCAGGAUGUCUGUGACUGCCCUCGACAUUUCUCCAACCACGGCGACAACUCAGCAAUUAUCAGUUAUGAGUCCCGUUAGUCAAACCAAUGCUCUAGCGAAGCCACUCCCACACCUACCUGGUGAUCACGUUGUGCACGCUGUGUCGACCAGGGAUGACAUUGCACUUCCUCUGCGCACCGCUCCAUUGCCUUCGCCGCCGAAAGUCAAGAUGGAGGUAGUCGAAGAAGAGACGGCGGAAGAAGGAGCCUCCUUAGAAGCAGGUUUUUCAUGUCAUCCACCACCGGCCCAACAUGUACUACCCGAGACUACACCGAGGCAGCUCAAGCGAAGAAGCCAGUCUUCUGGUGAAGUCCGGUUCGGCGUCAUCUCUUACGAUAUUCCACCCAGGAUUUGUACUCCGGGCGCAGCCACCAUCGAAAACACGGGACAAGAAGCAAACCGAAAGUGCAAGAACCGCAUCUCCAUUGGGGUGAAACCAAUCGAUAUCGAAGGCUGGGAGGACGCUAUUGACUAUUCUUGGGAGCACGCAGCAGAGCUUGAAGCGGAAGAUGACAUGGGCAUGUCGCCCACCCUACCUCGGCAUCCAUAUAGCUUCGACAUCCCUCAGGAGAACUUUCUGGUCGUGGAACAAAGCGUUGUCGACGAAGCGUCGUCAUCGGCUUCGACUCCCUUGAUGAUGCAUGCGGCCAACAAGCCUUCACGAGAUGAACCUGCUCGGUCAGAAGCCAGAGCAGAGGGCCAGUCAUCAUCUCCCCUCCUCGGGCUUGGGAUCGACUCGUCCCGGCCACUCCCGAGUGUACUCUUUACUGAGAGUGUGGCCAGCGUGCCUCAAGAAGCAGAGGACAAUUUCUCUUCGAACGAAAUCUAUCGCUCUCGGGACCUGCGGAGUCCAGCAUCUGUUAUGAGCGUUUCAAGCUCACAAGAAAGCUUCAUCGCCUCGAUCUUUGGCACCCACAGGUCAUCGAACUCAAGCACAACCUUAUCCGACUUCGCCCACUUGGCUGGUGGUAGCUUUGGGGGUUCUAUGGAGCACCUCAAGCUGGAUCUCCAGGACUUCCCUACUGUUCCAGCGCCGGAAAAGCACAUCCGAGAGGGCAGCCAAGACACGAUCCGCGAAGAUAGUCAACACCCCAAGUCGAUGGAGGGUCUGGCGGACCUCGGUGUCCUUUCACCUUUGUCCAUGUCUCCAAUUGGCAAGUGUGAUUUCCGAGCAGCUCGGUCUCAGACUCCCAGUAUCCCUGAAAGGACGUCCUCGGUCGCAGACGCCCUUGACUAUUCGAAACUGCAAAUUGGCCGCAAACGAACUACAGGUACUGCCCGUCCUCGACGCAACACUCGGAUUUCUUACUCGCUGUUCCCUGCGCCCCCAACACAUUGA
Cladophialophora yegresii CBS 114405 is the source of this 2127-nucleotide messenger RNA. RefSeq lists its product as uncharacterized. The record is from RefSeq and is a predicted model, not a curated record. Lineage: Eukaryota; Fungi; Ascomycota; Eurotiomycetes; Chaetothyriales; Herpotrichiellaceae. The transcript is spliced from 2 exons. The coding region runs from base 1 to 2127 and encodes 708 amino acids.